GCCCGAGUCCCCCGCGCGCCCCCGCUGGCUCAUUCCAAGAUGGCGGACCUGCUGGGCUCGAUACUCAGCUCCAUGGAGCGGCCGCCGCAGGUCGGAGACCAGGAGUCCCGGCGCAAGGCCCGCGGUGAGUGCGGUGAGGGGGCGGGGCUGCGGGAGGGGGCGGGGACAGCGAGGGCGCGGUAAUCACCGCCGGUAGAUUCACUGCCCCUCCGAGAAACACGGCAAACGGCGCCGGGCAGCCAGCCAAUCAGCGGCCGCGAUUCCUCAGCGCUCUCCUCUGAUUGGCCCAUUCUUCCACACGUUCCAUUUCCUGGAUACGGUCUCCACCUAUAGCGCUGAGUAUUAUUAUUCUCUGAUUGGCUGAUGACAAUGUUUAAUGAUCUGACGUAUUGACGUUGGAGCAUGUGAUUGGCUGUCUCCCUUACUGUACUUCAAGCCUGUUCGAGGAACCAUAAUCUAUGUCUGUGCUGUGAUUGGUUGUUUAUCAUGUCAGUUAACGAUAUUAAAGAGACCUGUUACUGUGCACCUCAGAGCUCUCCUAGUCUGAUAGUGAUGGGGGAGGGGCAAAAUGGCUGCCUUACUGAUACCUAGGGAUACUGACUGAUAUUACUGAUACCUAGGGAUACUGACUGAUAUUACUGAUACCUAGGGAUACUGACUGAUAUUACUGAUACCUAGGGAUACUGACUGAUAUUACUGAUGCCUAGGGAUACUGACUGAUAAUACCUAGGGAUACUGACAGAUAUUACUGAUAAUACCUAGGGAUACUGACUGAUAUUACUGAUAAUACCUAGGGAUACUGACUGAUAUUACUGAUACCUAGGGAUACUGACUGAUAUUACUGAUGAUACCUAGGGAUACUGACUGAUAUUACUGAUAAUACCUAGGGAUACUGACUGAUAUUACUGAUGAUACCUAGGGAUACUGACUGAUAUUACUGAUAAUACCUAGGGAUACUGACUGAUAUUACUGAUAAUACCUAGGGAUACUGACUGAUAUUACUGAGAAUACCUAGGGAUUCUGACUGAUAUUACUGAGAAUACCUAGGGAUACUGACUGAUAUUACUGAGAAUACCUAGGGAUACUGACUGAUAUUACUGAGAAUACCUAGGGAUACUGACUGAUAUUACUGAGAAUACCUAGGGAUACUGACUGAUAUUACUGAGAAUACCUAGGGAUACUGACUGAUAUUACUGAGAAUACCUAGGGAUACUGACUGAUAUUACUGAUGAUACCUGGGGAUACUGACUGAUAUUACUGAUGAUACUGACUGAUAUUACUGAUACCUAGGGAUACUGACUGAUAUUACUGAUACCUAGGGAUACUGACUGAUAUUACUGAUAAUACCUAGGGAUACUGACUGAUAUUACUGAUGAUACCUGGGGGAUACUGACUGAUAUUACUGAUGAUACCUGGGGGAUACUGACUGAUAUUACUGAUGAUACCUGGGGGAUACUGACUGAUAUUACUGAUAAUACCUAGGGAUACUGACUGAUAUUACUGAUAAUACCUAGGGAUACUGACUGAUAAUACCUAGGGAUACUGACUGAUGAUACCUAGGGAUACUGACUGAUGAUACCUAGGGAUACUGACUGAUGAUACCUAGGGAUACUGACUGUUAUUACUGAUGAUACCUAGGGAUACUGACUGUUAUUACUGAUGAUACCUGGGGAUACUGACUGAUAUUACUGAUGAUACCUGGGGAUACUGACUGAUAUUACUGAUGAUACCUAGGGAUACUGACUGAUAUUACUGAUGAUACCUGGGGGAUACUGACUGAUAUUACUGAUGAUACCUGGGGAUACUGACUGAUAUUACUGAUGAUACCUGGGGAUACUGACUGAUAUUACUGAUGAUACCUGGGGAUACUGACUGAUAUUACUGAUGAUACCUGGGGAUACUGACUGAUAUUACUGAUGAUACCUGGGGAUACUGACUGAUAUUACUGAUAAUACCUAGGGAUACUGACUGAUAUUACUGAUAAUACCUAGGGAUACUGACUGAUAUUACUGAUAAUACCUAGGGAUACUGACUGAUAAUACUGAUACCUAGGGAUACUGACUGACCUAGGAUGCGGCAAAUGUACUGAUGCCUGGGAUACUGACUGAUAUUGCUGAUGAUACCUGGGGAUACUGACUGAUAUUACUGAUGAUACCUGGGGAUGCUGACUGAUAUUACUGAUGAUACCUGGGGAUGCUGACUGAUGUGUAGUGAUUACCUGGGGAUACUGGCUAGUGUACUGACGUGAUGCCUGGGGAAUUAUGAUGUUACUGAUGGGUUGACUGUGUACUGAUGGGGAUGCUGACUGAUAUUGCUGAUGAUACCUGGGGAUGCUGAUGAUGUACUGAUGAUACCUAGGGAUGCCUGUACAGGUAAUACUGAUAAUACCCUGGAUACUGACUUGAUGGUAUUGUGUAGGGAUACUGACUGAUAUUACUGAUACCUAGGGAUACUGACUGAUAUUACUGAUACCUAGGGAUACUGACUGAUAAUACCUAGGGAUACUGACUAUUACUGAGAAUACCUAGGGAUACUGACUGAUAUUACUGAGAAUACCUAGGGAUACUGACUGAUACUGAUACCUAGGGAUACUGACUGAUACUGAUACCUAGGGAUACUGACUGAUAUUACUGAUACCUAGGGAUGCUGACUGAUAAUACCUAGGGAUACUGACUGAUAUUACUGAUACCUAGGGAUACUGACUGAUAUUACUGAUACCUAGGGAUACUGACUGAUAUUACUGAUACCUAGGGAUACUGACUGAUAUUACUGAUAAUACCUAGGGAUACUGACUGAUAUUACUGAUGAUACCUGGGGGAUACUGACUGAUAUUACUGAUGAUACCUGGGGGAUACUGACUGAUAUUACUGAUGAUACCUGGGGGAUACUGACUGAUAUUACUGAUAAUACCUAGGGAUACUGACUGAUAUUACUGAUAAUACCUAGGGAUACUGACUGAUAAUACCUAGGGAUACUGACUGAUGAUACCUAGGGAUACUGACUGAUGAUACCUAGGGAUACUGACUGAUGAUACCUAGGGAUACUGACUGUUAUUACUGAUGAUACCUAGGGAUACUGACUGUUAUUACUGAUGAUACCUGGGGAUACUGACUGAUAUUACUGAUGAUACCUGGGGAUACUGACUGAUAUUACUGAUGAUACCUAGGGAUACUGACUGAUAUUACUGAUGAUACCUGGGGGAUACUGACUGAUAUUACUGAUGAUACCUGGGGAUACUGACUGAUAUUACUGAUGAUACCUGGGGAUACUGACUGAUAUUACUGAUGAUACCUGGGGAUACUGACUGAUAUUACUGAUGAUACCUAGGGAUACUGACUGAUAUUACUGAUAAUACCUAGGGAUACUGACUGAUAUUACUGAUAAUACCUAGGGAUACUGACUGAUAUUACUGAUAAUACCUAGGGAUACUGACUGAUAAUACCUAGGGAUACUGACUGAUGAUACCUAGGGAUACUGACUGAUGAUACCUAGGGAUACUGACUGAUGAUACCUAGGGAUACUGACUGUUAUUACUGAUGAUACCUAGGGAUACUGACUGUUAUUACUGAUGAUACCUGGGGAUACUGACUGAUAUUACUGAUGAUACCUGGGGAUACUGACUGAUAUUACUGAUGAUACCUAGGGAUACUGACUGAUAUUACUGAUGAUACCUGGGGGAUACUGACUGAUAUUACUGAUGAUACCUGGGGAUACUGACUGAUAUUACUGAUGAUACCUGGGGAUACUGACUGAUAUUACUGAUGAUACCUGGGGAUACUGACUGAUAUUACUGAUGAUACCUGGGGAUACUGACUGAUAUUACUGAUGAUACCUGGGGAUACUGACUGAUAUUACUGAUAAUACCUAGGGAUACUGACUGAUAUUACUGAUAAUACCUAGGGAUACUGACUGAUAUUACUGAUAAUACCUAGGGAUACUGACUGAUAAUACUGAUACCUAGGGAUACUGACUGAUAAUACCUAGGGAUACUGACUGAUAUUACUGAUGAUACCUGGGGAUACUGACUGAUAUUACUGAUGAUACCUGGGGAUACUGACUGAUAUUACUGAUGAUACCUGGGGGAUACUGACUGAUAUUACUGAUGAUACCUGGGGGAUACUGACUGAUAUUACUGAUGAUACCUGGGGGAUACUGACUGAUAUUACUGAUGAUACCUGGGGGAUACUGACUGAUAUUACUGAUGAUACCUGGGGGAUACUGACUGAUAUUACUGAUGAUACCUGGGGGAUACUGACUGAUAUUACUGAUGAUACCUGGGGGAUACUGACUGAUAUUACUGAUGAUACCUGGGGGAUACUGAAUGAUAUUACUGAUGAUACCUGGGGGAUACUGAAUGAUAUUACUGAUGAUACCUGGGGGAUACUGACUGAUAUUACUGAACAACCUAUCCAGAAAUCGACCAGAUCAGAUCAGGGGUUCAGAAUUCUUAUGGAAGUCAUAGUUUUGCGCAGGUAUGGUCACAUGCCCAAAACAGUUCCAUAGAAUUGCGGCUAAGUGCCGCUGGAGGACCGACUGGGAACCACAAGGUUCUCAUGCCGAAAAUAGUUCCAGGGCAUUCGCGGCUAAGUGCCCCUGAAGUCUAUUUGCGGUUUUGGUCCAUGCGAACAAGAUGGCCACGAUGUGUUCGAAUGGUUCGACUGUUCGGGAUUUUGAAGUGCCACUUCGAAAGUUCGAACUGUGGUCAUAAGAAUCCAAAAAGGCACGAACAGUGAUUUAAACCAAGUUUUAUCACAGGGGCCAUAGUCACAGGGUAAAAGGCUGGCAAGUAGUCCCCUCCAAACCCCAGUGGUGAAGUGGCUUUCACCACACUCCAUUCUUUCCAAAAAAUAAUUGAAUGUCAGGAAAGCGUAUCAAUUUAAACUGUGAACAACUUUCCUACCCCGCAACCUGAUUCCUCUCCUGCAACGGUCAUAUUAAAUCAUAUUUAAAAAAAAUAUAAUCCCUAGCAACCUAGUUUUCUCUUUCUUGUGUCACUAUACCUCAUUGUGCAGAGCCCUCAAUCACUCUGUUCUUGUGCAUCCAGCUCGUGUACUUGUGUAUAGCACUGCGGAAUUUGUUGGGGCUAAUAAUAUCACUCUAGUCCACCUUUAGCAAAUAUAUAUUCUGAGAUAUGUACCCACAAACAAAUGUCACUCAAACGAACUUGAGCAACAAACCCACUAUUCCAAAUAAACACACAAAAUCCACUUAGAUCUCACCUACAGCAAGAUUCCAUUAAACACAAAUACCUUUCCAUGAUGACACAAAGGGAGGGAGAGAAAACCACCUCAAAAUUUCCAAAGAGGUAGCAAGAGAGUGUUUUGGACCAGAUCAAGUGUCUGCCUGAAUAUCUGCCCCUGUCCAGAUUCUUAAAAUGAGAUGUGUGCACGUGGAAGAAAUCACACUGACCACAAGUUCAGAUAAAUGAAGACUUCUAAGUGUUUAUUGGGGGCGGACACAGCCCCUUAAAGGCAAAAGAAUGCACAGUGUGCAAAUAUUAAGCAUAAACUUUUAAUUGGCUAAGUGUAAGUGUUUUAUCUUGAUGUACUUCCUCCAAAGUGUGAUGUCGUCAUCAUCUUAGGUUUAGCUCCGGAUGGAGAUGCCAUCUUGUUACGCGAGGGUGUUGGUCGAUGGGAGGGGGUGCUCUAGUAGCCAUUUUAAGUAAUGAAUGAGCACAGGUACACAUAGUAAAUAGACCUUUUACAUAUGUUAAUUUCUAUCAAUCACAAGAGAACCUUGCUGAAGUACUUUCUCUGUCUCACUCUUCAUGGUCUGAUAGGAGUAGGCAACCUUUGGCACUCCAGAUGUUGUGGACUACAUCUCCCAUAAUGCUCUUAAAGCCACAAUACUGACAUAGCAUCAUGGGAGGUGUAGUCCAAAACCUCUAGAAUGUCGAAGGAUCCCUGGUCUAUGGCAUCGUCUGAGGAAGAUGAUUAGAAGAGCAGUUACGUUCCGCAAAAUAAGCAUCACAAAUCUACUCUUAUUUCGGAAUCUCUACACAUCAUGGACAUCAUGUUCUGGUAACUUCCCAACUAAGGCUUUCUUCUGAAUGCGAUACCAUUUUACUGUAGUAGUGUAUAUAGUGCUCUGUCCGGACUUCCUCUAUUUUCCAGCCAGUUGACAGUGCCGGGACUCCGUCAUCCGUUUCACUUAAGGCCAAACAUCUAGUGACUUGUGUGGGUUCCUGGGUCCACUGGCCACUUCUUUACUCAUUCUCAUCUACCGGUGUUAAUACCCUUUAUUAAUAAAAUAUCACUACUGUAACAAAUAUUUAUACAAAGACAUACUCCAACAUACAAAUAAAUGGCUCACAAACUAACUAGCUACAAGCCCCUCACCUGCAACUAACAUAAAACAUACAGUACAUACAAAUAAAAUGUGUAUAUAAUAAACAAAUUAUUUACAAAUAUGCACACAGACCUUGCCCUGAUGUCACACCGUAAGAGAGAUAGGAAAUGAGAAGGUAUAUUUAACUUCUGCCCUGUGACCACUAGAGGUGUCAACUCUGACCACGUAAUUUUUUUAAAACCUUUUUUUUUUUUUUUUGUCAAAUGUUUAAAAAAACUUCAUUGCAAGCAGAGCUAGCGUGUAUGGGAAAAUCGCGGGAUAGCAAUGCAAAGAAAUAUAAAUAAGAGCAAGCCUGUGGAAAUGGCAGAAAUUAUACCAGUAGGUGCUGCACAAGGAAAUGCAGGAUAACUGGUCAGUGGGUUAACAUACGAAAAGCGAAGUAGUCUGAAGUAAGAGGACACGUCGUUGGAUGUCACCACAGUUUGUUUGUUUGGAAACAUACUGCAGUAGAGAGGUGACAAAUUCUGCAGAAAUACCAAAACUAUGCUGGUGCCAGUAAUAUUUAAAAAAAUAAAAUACAAAUGUGGGGCAGUAGACUUAUUUAACAAAAAGGUCAUUUGCUUGGAUGAGCCAUUCAGGCCACAAUUUACCAGCUAUUCCCUGGUGCCCAAUGCCACAUACUUGCCAAAGGCCAUCCUGUCCAUAUGACCAUGUAAUGCCUAUGUUUGAUUUAUUUUAAUGGAGUUGGACUUACGAUGGAUGUGGCCAUCCCUUACUGUUCUAACAUUGUUUUCAAAGUUCGUUCAUUAAUUGUGUGUUUUUUUCAUGAUGUCUUUACAGAGCAAGCUGCUCGGCUCAAGAAGAUGCAAGAACAUGAGAAGAGACAGAAAGUGGAGUUUCGAAAACGCGUAAGUGGCUUAUACGAGACUAGAAAGUGUGGCAUGAACAUUCAAACCCAGUGGAUUUUUAUCAAAUCUUAAUAUUUCCCCAAUAUUCUGUAUGUUUAAUUUCAAUGUAUUCACAUAUCCUGUCCCUCGGAGCAACCACGAUCUUCUUCCGCGAGGUCCACUUAGCUUCACCUGGUUUAAGAUUAGUCUUUCAACAGAGUAAACACUGCACCAAUGAGUUUGCAUGCCCUACAGAGAAGUGUUCCGAGCUACUGUGUAUUGGGCGUGUUUUAUUUAUAAUUCAAUCUACUUUUGGCAGACUCCUCCUCUCUUUUUUUUUUUUUUUUUUUUUUUUUGAGGGAUUCUAGACUGACCUCUGGAAGCUCUUUGGUUUAUGUAAACUACUUCCUGGAGUUGUUCGUAACAUAAAAAAUUUCUCUGCAAUGGGAAUAGGGCAGGCACUGUAUGAACGAUGCUGGUGAUUUCAAUAAACCAGGUUUUGUUUUUUUACGGUUCCAAUAGAAACCGAUUUACUUCUGAACUUGUUUAAUGUCCAGAUGUUUUUUUUUCUCUUCACUCCAUAUCUGGUGUUUUUCUCACCCUUCAGAUGGAGAAAGAGAUCUCUGAUUUUAUCCAGGACAGCACCCAGACGAAGCGAAAGUUUAAUCCUAUGAGCAAGAUUGAGCGCAGCAUUCUGUGAGUAUCGCUCCAUCCUUCCUUAUCUUUUGGUGGAUUACGUUCUCUAAUCGUCUCUUCCUCCACUUACAGUCAUGACGUGGUGGAGGUUGCUGGCCUAACAUCCUUCUCAUUCGGAGAUGAUGAAGAAAGUCGCUAUGUUAUGAUUUUUAAAAAGGUGAGAGAGGAUUCCUCCUUUCCUGUAGCCACAUUAAUUCUAGUUUGUCUUAGGGUCACAGCACUCUGUUUCUCUCUAUCCAGGAAUUUGCACCGUCCGAUGACGAGCUAGAGGCAUAUCGCAAGGGUGAGGAGUGGAACCCUAUCAAAGCAGAGGAGAAGAAAAGAUUGAAGGUAAGGUAUUUGGCAGGCUACAGUGUGUUAGAACAUAGUCCUGGGCAAUCUUAGAGUUAAUCUAAGCACCAUAACAACACUGGGGGAGAGUCCCAUAGGCGUGCGCACGGGGUGUGCCUGUUGUGCCUGGGCACACCCUAAUCCCCGCGGCACGCCUAUGUAUAUUGAGAACGGCAGGGGAGAUCUCAGGAUCUCCCCUGUCGGCUCAUGCAGAGCCGGCGCUAUCCGAGCACCGGCUCUGCUCUCAGCCUCCCUCCCCACUGACCCACAUGCAGGGAGGGAGGUAGGAGAGAACCCGGCGGAGCUAUUGCCAGCAGCUCCGCCGGGUUCCUCUCGCGAGAUAUAAGCGUUGCCGCGGCAACGCUCAAAUCUCGCGAGAGUGAACUCUAGCCCCACUAGAGUUCACUCUCCACUGGACCACCAGGGAUCACAGCAGCAAGGAUCCCCUCCUCCACUGGACCACCAGGGAAGGAAGCAGCAGCACGAUCCCCCCCCUCCCUACAAAAGGUAAGAAGGGAGGGGGGAUAGCAAAUAAUGUACCCCCAUCUCCACCCACAUACAACGCACAGAGCACACGCACACAGAGCCAUUCAGCACCCACAGCACCCUCACAAACACACACAGCACCCUCACAAACACACACAGCACCCUCACAGGACCCUCACAAACACACACAGCACACUAACAGGACCCUCACACAAACACACACACACACACCGCACACUAACAGUACCCUCACACAAACACACACACACCGCACACUAACAGUACCCUCACACAAACACACACACACCGCACACUAACAGUACCCUCACAAACACAAACAGGACCCUAACAAACAGUACAUUAACAGCAUCCUCACACACAGUACAUUAUCAGCAUCCUCACAAGCACGCACACACAAACACCCUCACCAACAUAGCACACUACCAGCAUCGUCACACACAUCACACUAACAGCACCCUCACACAACACACACACACACAGCAGUGUGUGUGUGUAUAUGUGUGUGUAUGUGUGUGUAUAUAUAUAUAUAUAUAUAUAUAUAUAUAUACACACACACAUAUGCGGCCUGUGCUUUAGGGUGCACACCCUAAUGCAAUAGGCUGCGCACACCUAUGGGGGAGACUUAUUUAAAUGUAAGUCUUGCUUCUUUUUGGUGUGUGUGUGGUUUUUUUUUUUUUUUUUUUUUUUUUAAACAAGAUCUAUUUAUCAAAUUUCUCUUUUAUUUUUAUUUUUUUUUUACCAGAAAAGUAUUUUCACUUGUUACCGUGUGUGGGAUUCAGGCAGCAAAAAGCCAACACCUUUUAGCCCUUAAUAAAUCUGAACAGAGACCAAGAAUUAAUGACACUUUCAGAACCCUUUGAUCUCUUCCUGUAGUAUGGGACUCUAUUAAAGUAACAGGCAGAUUGUGUACAGGUGGUAUUUUUGUGUAAAUAUAUUUUUCCCCUAAACAGGAGCAGGCACAGAAAGAGGCUGAAGAAGAUGCAAUGAGGGCCCCGUCCAGCAUUAACCCCAACACAGAUUACAAAGAUAAAUAUAGCCACCUGAUUGGAAAGAUUGCUGCUAAGGAUGCAGCACACACGUUACAGGCUAACAAGGCGUAUGGCUGCGGUAAGAUCCUGAUAUCUCUUAGAUUGUGAGGUCGUAGCUUUAUAGGACCACUCUAAGCUUUUUUUUUUUUUUUCAAUUCUACCCAACACUAACUUAGUCUCUCUUGUUUCUCCCAUAUACAGUUCCCGUAGCCAAUAAGCGGGAUACACGCUCCAUUGAGGAGGCCAUGAAUGAGAUCCGUGCCAAAAAACGCUUGAAAGCAGAGGAUGGGGAUACAGCUUUAGGAAAUUCCUAAAUAUUAACAAGACACUUCAGCUGAACCCUAAAUGGUCACACUAAUCCCAGAGGAUAAGGACACCAUUUUCAUUUGUAGUGGUCAUAUGUUUUUAAAUUAUUACACUUGUGUUUUUUUUUUUUUUUGACUUUGUUUAACACCAUGUCCACUGGAGGUCAGCUUUCUGUAAGACCGAUGGAAAGAUUGUGCCACUGUAAGUCCAUGCAUUGGUAUGGAGUCAGGUGGACAAAGGAUAGUCACCUCUGGUCUGUCUAGAAAUGUCCUUUGGAAGUGAGCUGGUGGCAUUGCUUUUAAAGUUCUGUUUUAAAUCGGCGCUCCUCCUGAGACAGACAUGAACUACUAUGGAUGAGUGCAGGGUUCCGCUUGGCAUUCGUCUAGUUUCCUAAACUUUCAGAUUUUUGUGAAGAGUAUUUAAGCAAUUUUUAUUUCUGUCCUAUUUACGUGGAUAAUGUGAAGAGAAAUCCAUGAUGAGAAGCUGUAAUUGGAAGGCCUGUCGAUGAGUGGGGAGCGCAUGGCAAUUUAACAAUUUAUCACAUAUCUAAUGUUUAAAUGUUUUGUUUUUAUGGCAGUAACUAUUCCUUUUUGGCAAAGUUUGAAUAAUCCCCUUUGCCAUUCAUUUCAUGUGAUUGUUUAACUCGUGGAUGGAGUGCAUCUUUCCUGAGCCAUUCUUCUCUGCCUAAUCCAUCGUUAGUUUGGACACCAGGUAUCUGCUCUGAGAUACAAUGUCAUCACUCUUGAUCCAAAUAGUCUUUUACAUAGUUCUCCAGUCCUGUGCUAUGUCCCAGCUCAGUCCUCAAGGCACAGUUGGGGUAAUUUUUACUAAAGUGAGAAUUUAAAUUUUAGGCCAAGGUAGCCAAAAUGUGGUGUGCCUGUAUAGCUGGUGGGGGGGAAAGUAUGAUUAGCCUGACAUGUUGCACCUAUUCCAGGAGGUCCACGAGUCCCUCAAAUUGUAACAGUCUGGCCAUCUUUAAACUUGAGUCACUUGAACCUACUUGGCUUUCGAGUCCGGUCUACCUGCUGUAAGUGAAUAGUCCCACCCUUUCCAGAUUCAUUGGGGGUUUAAGGGUUAAUAAUUUUUCAUUGAGAAUUGUAUUGUAUAAAAAGCAACAUUUAUUUCGGGUGGCGAGUUUGUAUUUUAAAUUUUUUUUUUAUUUUCCCCAGUCUUUCAUACAGUGUCCAUUUGCUUUAUUUUAGUAUUCAUAAUCUUCCUUUUAAUUGAAACGAACAAUAUUCAAUUGUGAAAUAAAACUGUGCUUUUUAAGAGUUACACAAAUUAAAAGUAUAUUAAGCGAUACAGUAUUGUGUGUUGUAUAUGAAGACGUACCACUGGAUAAAAAUAUUCUUGUUGGAGUAAACUACCUUUUACCUUUCAAAGUCCUAUAUCUGCAUGGUGGCUGGCUUUUGGAAAGUUGUGUGUUGCUUGAAGAGUGUUCCUGCUAUUAAUUUGGUACAUGGUUUGUAUACCAAUACAACAAUUAAAC
Messenger RNA from Pelobates cultripes (western spadefoot toad), 11531 nucleotides. Lineage: Eukaryota; Metazoa; Chordata; Amphibia; Anura; Pelobatidae. The record is from the annotation of a GenBank genome assembly.